Messenger RNA from Iphiclides podalirius (scarce swallowtail), 2271 nucleotides. The record is from the annotation of a GenBank genome assembly. Lineage: Eukaryota; Metazoa; Arthropoda; Insecta; Lepidoptera; Papilionidae.
AUGGCAGAGAAUGGAUACGGACCAUCGGCUGUCACAGGACAUAUUGGUCGAAUUCCUAAUUAUGGAAAAACACAUGUUAAUCCUAUGGGAAAUGUUGAGCCACCUGCGUGCAUCCAAAACGCAAUGAUGACGAAAGACAAGAAGCCCUUCACAUACACCCCUGGUGGUCUCGACUUGUCACAGAUCCGUACUCCAAGCAUGGCCAGGAGGCUAGCGAGGCAGCGUUCAAUGGAGGAGCAAGAAAAGGCUUAUGCGCCGCAACAGCAGCAAUUUAAUAACGGCGGUAACUACCAGCCGCAAGGUAUCCCGGCGCCACCGCCACCGCCGCCAUCUAAAAUACCAGUACCACCGCCACCACCUCCUUUAAUAAUAGAAGCGCCUAACGCAAAAUCAGCGAAACCGGUACCUUUAGGUGAAAGGCCCGAAAUCGUGAUCCCGGAAAACCCCAUCGGUAUGCUUCGAAAAACUAACAGCCCAUACCACUGGGAAGCGGAGAAAGCGGAAAUGUUGCGAAUGGGGCCGGUCCCGAAGUUCGUGGACAAAGUUCCGAGUCCAUUGACGGUGAAGCUUCCACAGCAGCAGAUGCAACAGAACUAUUCUACGACGGGACAGAAUGCACAACAGAGACGGAAUUUCCCAUAUAACAAUCAAAGCAACCAAGCACCUGAAAGUCCUAUUUAUCGACCGGAAGCACAAUAUGGUCACCAUGCGCCGAAUUCGGCUAGCUUAAGCGGAUCUCCACAGACUCGCGAAAUGUUAUUGAGGCAAGACUCACAAUUCAACAAAAGCCCACAACCAUUUGCAGGUCAAUCACCACUCAGUAAUGGUUCCCCGUACUCGCCUACACCGAACAAUAAUUGGAAGCAGCCCGAAAAGAGGGAUUCACCUGUCAACAAAACAAAUAGCCCCCUCACGCCACAAAGCAACCGUGGGCCGUUUUCGCCAGUGGCUCAACAGAGCUCACCGAAUUAUUCCAAUCAAUCUCCACCAGUUUUCCAUACAUUGCCCAGAACUGGACAAAGAAACCAAGAAUCGAUAAAUAAUAGUUUGCAACAACAAACAGCUCAACCGAGUCCGAAUAUAGAGCAAACUAGUUAUCCACCAUGGCGUACGAAUACACUUAACAGACAUCAGAGAGGGGAGAGUCAACAAAAUGGUGUUAAUAAUUAUAAUGCUAAUCAGCAACAAGCUUAUAGCCCUCCGUGGAAAUUAAGUGACGCUAAUAAUAAUGCGUAUAUUCCGCCAUGGAAACAAGAAGCUAGAACACCGGCUGCACAAUGUAAUCCACCAUCAUCCAAUCAGGAUUUUAAUAACAGAGCACAAGAAAACUCUACAGCUCCUUGGAGAACUCAAGACAGCUCUCAAAAUCGAACUGUACCCACGUCAAUAAAUUCGCAAGACCAACCUCGUUAUCAGUCCACUAUCUCCAUCCCAGUCUAUGGAAACCAAAGAAAACAAAACCCACCACCGGAAUACAACAGCUCCCCGAAAAAAGAAGCUGUUUAUGUCAAUCAAGAACCAGUGUUUUACUGUCCUGAUAGUCCAAAAUCGAUGCCACCGUGGGUGAAAACACAAAAAGAAAAGACUAAAACACCGCCUCCAGCCUGGUGUAGCAGACCUUUGGAAAGUAGAAGAAGCGCCCCAAGAGAUUUAGUGACGCCGCCGAGAGACACAAAUCAGGAACCCGAAUGGGUUAAAAAGAGCAGUGAAAUGCAAAGGGGUACGCGUGAAGUUGUCAGUCCGCCUAAGUAUCAGCAAACAGCCCAACCAAAUUGGUCAACGCGUCCUUCGGAAAACCGCAAAAGUGUUCCAAAGGACAGCACCACUAACAACCAGGGCACGAGGAUAAUUCCUAUUCAAAUGGAGGUGUCAACUACAGAGAACAGAAGCCAAAGCCGACCGGGAGAGCGGCAGCAACCUCAACUCAGGAUAGUUAUUGACAUGAAACAGAAUCCUGACGCCCAAUCUCGUGCGCAGGCACCAUACUCUCAGCCGACCCAGCGUAUCAUGAGAGUUUUAUCACCACAACUAGUUAGAAUAGACGAUGGACCAGCGCAACACGAGCUCCCAACGUUGAAAAUAGUAAUGGCGGUGCAACUAAAAGCUUCGGUGGGCGGUACUAAGGGAGCUGUUUGCACUGGUUCAAAGGUGCACUACCACAAAAUCAGCCAAGAGGGUCCGCCGCGUCAGUCGAGAACUUUCAAAGUGCUGCAAGUGAUGACCGACUCCGGAGUAAUUAACUCGAAUAAUGAGCAAGGCUAUACCGACUUU